AUGGACCCAUUCAACCUCUCUCAGGGUGAGCGUACCCGACCCGGGAAUUCCAUGUGUGAAAUGAUCAUCACCCUGAGGCUAAGAUUCCCCAAGAGCCAUCACUCGCCCAUUGAUGUUAUCCACAGACGCACCGAAAACCUUUCGAACUUCGCCCUGUUUACCAUCGAUAGGUCCAAGAUACGCCGCCGCGUUCAAGCCAGUCCGAAGGCCCUCUCAGAUCCCGGCGCCACGGAGGCAUUUUCUCCUCCUCCUCCUCCUCCUCCUCCUCCUCCUCCUCCUCCUCCUAUUGACACCAAAUGCUCUCUCUCGUCGCACACGGUACGGGCACAAGGUGUAGGAUCGCAGUUCCUUUCUGGCUACUUAGGCGCUGGACUGCAUGUUAUCGUCACUGUCGAGCCCAGUAGACGGGGAACGCUUGACCCAGGCUGCGAGUAG
Messenger RNA from Drepanopeziza brunnea f. sp. 'multigermtubi' MB_m1, 435 nucleotides. The record is from RefSeq and is a predicted model, not a curated record. NCBI's taxonomy places the organism in Eukaryota, Fungi, Ascomycota, Leotiomycetes, Helotiales, Drepanopezizaceae.